CCGCUCCAUUCAGCGGUCCGCCCCCAUGUAUCCCCAGCCAUAGUUCAAUCCUUUCAGCCGUGUCCUAUAUAUAUGCCAGCCCGUACACUGGCAACUGGAAAUAGCAACCAUCUGCGCUUCUGUCUCCUGAUCACUCCGACCCUUAGGAGGCUGGUAUCACAUUUUGCUUGGCGAUCGAACAACAAACAGUUGCAAAAAAGUGACAAAAUGGUCAUGGGAAAUACGGAAAAAUUGAGCGAUGUGACCAGGCUAUCGGCCCAUGUCACUCGGGUUUUGGGCCAAAAUCCGGGCCUGAUGACACUUCAGGGCACAAACUCCUACCUCUUGCAGCCCCCUUCGAACCCCCAUGCUCCACUCAUUCUGGUGGACACCUCAUCACCACACACAGCAGCGCAAUACGUCGACUUGCUCCUCGUGCACUUGCACCACCUAGCUCUCGAAUCUGGAGUACGUGAGACCCACUUUGAAUCCUCUGCCGCCCAGGUUUCUUUGAGAAACUUCAAGGAAGAGAGGAGAGAUGAGGUGAAGAAAAUUGUCAAGGAGCAACGGGAAGCUGAACCAAGAGCGGAUGAGCUCGGCUUGACAGAGUACGGUCCAGAAAGUACAUGGGUCAAAGGGUACGAAGGGAAGACGGGGGUACGCAAGCUACCCACCAUUGAGCAUGUCGUCCUGACCCAUCGGCAUCUGGACCAUGUUGGUGCAUUGCCUCUUCUCCUUAAAACUCUAAAGGAACACGGAUGUCCCCCUCCCAAAUUGUGGAAACUCCCUUCACCUGACGAAGCCGAGCUUAAUGCAUCAGAGCGAGAUCGUCCCACCUCGGACUCGUCUAUUUGGCACUCUCUGCCUCCUGGGACAUACACACCUCUCUCACCACUUCAACCUUUUCAUCCUAUCCUGCCGGGCCUCAUGAUCUCUAUUAUCGAUCCGAAGUAUAGGCAUUUGUUAAAGCACAACGAGAAUGGCAAGGCAAAAUGGAAUGAAGUGCCCGAAAUUGCUAGAGUCUCGGUGAGAUGCCUGAAAACUCCAGGACAUACAGCCGAUUCGGUCAGUUUGGUUUUGAUGGAGGGAGAGAAAGGCGUUUUCACAGGGGAUACAGUAUUGGGUCAGGGCACCACGCAUUUCACCGAUCUCUCGACUUAUAUGACCUCGCUUCGGACUUUGCUCGCCCUUAAACCCAGAGUCCUCUAUCCGGCCCAUGGACCUCAUAUACCUUCGCAAGAAGCGUCCGUCUCCCACAUCCAGACUUAUAUCACACAUCGGCAGAAACGAGAGGAUGAGAUUGUGGCUACGUUGAAACGCUUCUCCCCGUCGCUCAGUGUCGAAGAUGGAGGUGAAAACAUCGCAGAGGCGCUUAUCACGCUAAAAAAGGAGAUCCAUGAGAAGAAGGAAGCGGAAAACAAAGUCAAGGGGCGGUCAAUGCUCGAUAAACAAAAGGCAUCCCCUCUACCCGACUUUGAAGAAGAAAAAAAGGCACUUGAAAAGAUUGACGUUUCAAAGGGAGUGAGCAUGAGCGUCAUCGCAAGAAUACUUUACAAGAGCGAAGAUGAACGGUUGCUCUUUGCAGCUGCAAAGAAUGUCAACGCGCACUUGGAUAAGCUUAUCAAGGAUGGAAAAGUGAGAAAAGGCAGAGUAAGGAUGUGCAAGUUGAUUGGCGGUGAGGUUGGAGAAGUGGAAGACAUGGACGGGUGGGAGUGGAUCGGGGAGAAGGAAAAAUCAGACUGAACUAUGUCAUCAAGGGGAUGCAAA
Molecule: messenger RNA, 1746 nt
Organism: Cryptococcus deneoformans JEC21
Lineage: Eukaryota; Fungi; Basidiomycota; Tremellomycetes; Tremellales; Cryptococcaceae
Exons: 3
Coding region: 73-1722 (549 amino acids)
Biological process (GO): secondary metabolite biosynthetic process
Source: RefSeq, a predicted model, not a curated record